Molecule: messenger RNA, 2611 nt
Organism: Bombyx mori (domestic silkworm)
Lineage: Eukaryota; Metazoa; Arthropoda; Insecta; Lepidoptera; Bombycidae
Product: acyl-CoA Delta(11) desaturase-like
Exons: 4
Coding region: 589-1584 (331 amino acids)
Biological process (GO): unsaturated fatty acid biosynthetic process
Cellular component (GO): endoplasmic reticulum membrane
Molecular function (GO): iron ion binding; stearoyl-CoA 9-desaturase activity
Source: RefSeq, a predicted model, not a curated record
UCCUACAAAAGGGCUAUAGCCAAGACGAAGUUGGAACAAAUUUCUAGAGUUGGCGAGAAUGGGCUAGAGCGACUUAAGAGAUAUCCCUCCUUUCUUCUUUCUUUCUUUUUGGUCGCUCGCUAAAGCUGCAGAAAGUCGGUCUAGUUUCGCACCACUGCGCAAGUCCGAUGACAGUCUGGCCCAUAGUGCCAAAGAGAAUCAUUGUGGCCAGGGAUGGCGUAAGGCGACUAAAGAAUCCAACACAGAACGGACAAGACCUUGGCUGAGCUUUGUACUGACUUCUAGUGUUGGCGGAGCGAGUAUUGUGAUCAGUCACGUCGCGACAUCACAUUUAAUAUCUGGUGGAAAACAAGUGCAGCCGCGGGCGCCGCUAGUGCUUCCAACAAUAUGCUUCCAACAAACAAAAGUGGAAUUUAAAUAUUGAAUUUUUUUUAUUGCAUUCAUUCAGCCAAUAGCAAGCGAUUCAAUAACACGUAAAUAUCGAGUUUUAUAAUAAAUUUAGAAGUGAUUACAAAAUUUUAAAACCACUUGUUUCGUGUUGUGCAAUGGGUCUCUAAUAAAUACUUAAUAUCCGGUGGAUUGUAAGCGAUGUCACGAUUCCAGGCGCCCUCGAAUGAAGACCGCGAUGACGUUUUCUCUGAAGAGGAGACACGAUUGGAGAAGCUGAUCGCCCCUCAAGCAGAGCCCAGGGAGUUCAAAGUGGUGUAUAGGAAUAUAAUAGUGCUUCUUUACUACCACAUGGCCGGAAUAUACGGCCUAUACCUUGGACUGAUCGCAGCUAAAUGGGCCACAGUAAUUUCAGCAUUCAUUACUUACUGCAUUAGUGGUAUUGGAGUGACGGCAGGAAGUCACCGACUCUGGUCCCACAAGUCGUAUAAAGCAACAAAACCACUGCAGCUAUUCCUGAUGCUGUGUCAGUCGGUGUCCAACCAACAUUCGGUGGCGUAUUGGGUCAUGGUCCAUAGACUACACCAUAAAUACAGCGAUUCCGACGCUGAUCCGCACAACGCGACCCGUGGGCUCUUUUACUCCCACAUGGGAUGGCUGAUGGUGAGGAAGCACCCUGAAAUAGAAAAAAGGGGGAAGCUGCUGGAUUUGUCCGAUAUUUACGGAAAUCCCUACCUCAAAUUCCAGGACACGCAUUACUAUUGGUUCCUUCCGCUAAUGUCGUUUUUAUUGCCGACGAUCAUUCCUAUGUACUUCUGGGGGGAGACCUGCAGCGUCGCGUGGAACGUCAACAUGUGCAGAUACGUCAUGAACCUUAACGCCAUUUUUCUGGUGAACAGCGUGGCCCAUAUGUGGGGAUACAAGCCUUACGACAAGAACAUUGCCCCUUCACAGAACCUUUCGGUGUCUGUGCUGAGCCUGGGCGAGGGCUUUCACAACUACCACCACGUCUUCCCUUGGGACUAUAAGUGCGAUGAAUUGAGCUCGUUCAGGACCAACCCUACCACUGUAUUUAUAGAGCUGUGCGCGAAAUUGGGGCUGGCGUAUGAUCUGAGGAGCGCUUCGGAUGACUUGAUCGAGGGUAGAGCCAAGCGGACCGGCGAUGGAAGUUAUCUGACCCUAAAAAAAAGUAGAUAGACAAGCGUUUUUAAUCUCACACGAUAUAUAUAUAUUUUUUAUUGCUUAGAUGUGUGGACGAGCUCACAGCUUACCUGAUGUUAAGGGAUUACUGGAGCCCAUAGACAUCUACAACGUAAAUGCGCCACACACCUUGAGAUAUAAGUUCUAAGGUCUCAAGUAUAGUUACAACAGCUGCCCCACACUUCAAACCGAAACGCAUUACUGCUUCAUGGCAGAAAUAAGCGGGGCGGUGGUACCUACCCGUACGGACUCACAAUAUACACACAAGGUAAUUGCCCACUGAGUUUCUCGUCGGAUCUUCUCAGUAGGUCGCGAUUCCGAUCCGGUAGUAGAUUCUGCGAAGCAGUGCUCUUGCUAGGGCUAGUGUUAGCAAAUUCUCUCAGGUUGAACCCGUGAGCUCAUCUUAUCAUCCGGGUGUAGCUAAAAUAGCCCCUUAGACGGAAAAAUAUUCCCAUAACAAUAUAGUAAUCAUGGGAGACUUCAAUGCUCAAGUGGGCGUUCGAAAAGCCGGAGAAGAACAUAUAAUAGGGAAAUACGGAAAGGGUAAAAGGAGCAAAAAUGGAGAAAAACUGGUAGAAUUUCUGCUUGAGAAAAAUUUAACACUUCUCAAUUCAAUGUUCCAAAAAAACCCUAAAAACAAAUGGACUUGGAUAUCUCCAGAUGGAAAUGUUAAAAAUGAAAUUGACUACAUAAUAACCAACAAAGUUAGGCUAUUUAGUGACACAGGAAUAGUACAAAACCUAAACUUCAAUACUAACCAUCGUAUGGUGCGCAGCUGUCUCAGUGAAAGUGAUAUAAAAAAUUCCAGGCCGAAAGCAAUUCAAACAAAGUACUUGCAAAUAAAUAGUAAAAACAGGGAGCCAAACGACACUACGGAAGACCUGAUGGAAGUUAUUACUUCAGGUAUAGACUUAAAUGAGAAAUACAAAUUAGUGGAAAAUAAACUCAAAGAACAAGCAAUAAUAGAAAAAAAGAAGGGUAAAGAAUUCUAUCUAAGUGAAAAAACUUUAAAACUAAUUGAAGA